AUGCCACUACACCUCCUCGGCAAAAAGUCAUGGAACGUCUACAACCCCGCCAACAUCGCCCGCGUCAGGGCCGACGAGGAGGCCGCCGCCGCCCGCGAUGCUGCCGCUGACCAGCGCAUGCAAGACCUCGACGCCGAGCGACGCGCUGCCCUACUAAGGGGCCGGACACCCCCGCCGCUGCCUGAAGAGCCCGCCACUCACAGCGACCGCACGCGCGCCAGAGAAGGCGGGCACGACACAAAGAGGAGGAAGCUCGCAGGGGAAGAUGACACCGACAUGGACAUUCGCUUGGCUGCGUCCGUGGCGAAUCCAACCCACGGCGACCACACGGACGCAAAGCUUCUGAAGCUGCGCACACCCACGAGCGAUGCACCCUUGACCGACCAUGCCGGCAACAUCGACCUCUUCCCCGUCGACGUUAAGGAAGCCCUCAAGCGUGAGAAGAAUGCAGAUGCCGAAAAGGAGAAGCGCAGGAGGGAGCUGGCUUUCGAGGACCAGUACACCAUGCGCUUUUCGAAUGCCGGCGGCAACAACGGCUUGCAAGAGCCAUGGUACACGGCUCGUCAGAAGAUAGCCCACCCCACGUACGCAACCACUGCUGCACCUGAGUCCUCAGGCUUCGACACUAAAAACGUCUGGGGCAAUCAAGACCCUCGUCGCAAAGAACGGGAGCAAGCACGCAUCUCCUCCAACGAUCCUUUUGCAUUCAUGCAGAAAGCCCAGACACAGCUGAAAAAGUCGAAACAAGACAGGAAGAAGUGGUCAGACGAACGCAACCGCGAGCUGGGAGAGCUCCGAGAUGCACAGGAAAAGGAGGAAAGAGUCCAAGCCGACAUCAAGAUCGUCAUCGCCAUCGUAGACACGCACAUAGUCGGUCCUCUUCAUCGCGACAUUACAGGAGUCGAAGCCCUAGUAGCCGGGCACGACAAGACAAGCACGUUGACACAUGACCAACAAGUAAUCCAUGAGCUAUAUACAUCUGGCAGUUUCCCCAAUCAUCAGGUCAAGCCGUACCCCCAUUAA
Molecule: messenger RNA, 1023 nt
Organism: Ascochyta rabiei
Lineage: Eukaryota; Fungi; Ascomycota; Dothideomycetes; Pleosporales; Didymellaceae
Exons: 4
Coding region: 1-1023 (340 amino acids)
Source: RefSeq, a predicted model, not a curated record